This is a messenger RNA of Pollicipes pollicipes, 2166 nucleotides long. RefSeq names its product stAR-related lipid transfer protein 3. The transcript has a single exon. Gene Ontology annotation, molecular function: lipid binding. The record is from RefSeq and is a predicted model, not a curated record. Bases 241 to 1674 code for a protein of 477 amino acids. Gene Ontology annotation, cellular component: endoplasmic reticulum membrane; lysosomal membrane; late endosome membrane. Lineage: Eukaryota; Metazoa; Arthropoda; Thecostraca; Pollicipedomorpha; Pollicipedidae.
CUGAGCGCGGUGAGUGCUGUGUGGAGUUGUGGUGCUGUGUAAGAUAUUUUGCCGUUGCAGAGAACCAGAUUGAUUUGUCGAACAACAGGUCGUCACUGAAUUGAUAUGGCCGGUGACUCAACGCUGGUUCCAGCAACCGCAGUGCUUCUGUGUCGCUAAAAUUAGCCGGGAAAGGUCGCCCUUUGUUCGCUACUGUGGCAACGCUCCCGUCGGCGGAGAGCGUGUCGACGGAGCUCUAUCAUGUCGACGGAGCGCCUGACGUCCAGUCGGAGAGGGGACAGUGGGAGCGUCGGCACGUCGUCCAUCAACGCUCGGGAUAUCAGUGGAAGCACUAGUCAACUUGUGCAGAGCGUCAACUCCACACCAACAGACUAUGAUUUUGGAGACUGGUUAACAGGUUUGGAGAUGAACGGGCGCAUUUCACCAGCAAGAAGGUUCUUCUGCCUCCUAGUGACGUUUGAUGUGCUAUUGUGCACACUCUUCUGGCUAGUUUGUGUAGUUUUGAGUGGGGAGAAUGUGUUCACGGAACUUAAGGAACAAAUUGUCCACUACUCAGUUGAAACAUCUCUUUUUGAUGUUGUUUCUGCAAGUUUAACUCGAUUUAUGCUUCUUAUACUGAUGUAUGCUGUAAUUAGGAUUGAUCACUGGUGGAUGAUUGCUCUGACCACGGCUGCAACAAGUGUAGGCUGUCUUCUGAAGAUCUUGUAUUUCAAGUGGGAUGCAUCAUCAUCAAACACAUUCCAGGUUACCCUGAUAACCUCCUUCUUCAUAGUUGGCUGGCUGGAAGUGUGGUUGUAUGACCACAGAGUGAUACCUCAGGAAGCAAGGGCCAGGCUUCUUAUCCAAAGAAGAUAUGGUAGUGCAACACAGCAAACUCCACUGGUAGAUCCAGCUCAGCAGCGAGUUAGAGACUACCUUUCAACAUGCACUGGAAGUGUGGCAAAUUUCUACUCUCCAAUGGGUACACCUGAGGGUUCUGAUGAUGAAGAUGAAGAGGGAGGUACUGCUGGCAAACCCCGUGCUGCCCUCACUGAGGAGCUACGGGCACUUAGGCAACAAGCAGAGGAGAACUGUCGCCAGGCUUUAGACCUGCUGAACUCCUCUGACUGGAAGCAGGAAGAGAAUAUUGUCAAUGAUGACUACAUCUUUUCCAGAAGGCAUGCUGGUCACACGCAGUUCAUGUUCACAUGCACAGUCGCCUGCCCGACUGACAUAUUUGCCAAUGAGGUGAUCCACAACUGCAACCACUGCCCUGAGUGGAACAAGUCCAUCACGGUUUGCCGACAGCUGCAGCGCGUGGACGCGCAGUGCGAGGUGCGCUACCAGCAGACGGGCCCUUUCCUCGGCGGUGUCAUCUCCCCCCGCGACUUCGUCAACCUGCGCCUGGCCGGCCGCAAGGGCCUCAUGUUCUUCAGCGCCGUCGUGUCGAUCGACCACCGCGACGACCCGCGCGACUCGCGGCUCGUGCGCGCCGUCAACCGGCCCACCAUCGUGACGGUGCGGCCGUGCGUGCACCGGCCGCGCCACUGCGUCGUCGAGUGGCUCAUGAACUUCGACUGCCGCGUCGGCAUGGUGCCCAAGCGCAUGACCGACCGCGGCACGCGCCAGGCGGCCGUGAACCUGCACUCGUUCCUCUGCGAGCUGGGCACGCGGCUGUCGGCGGCAGAAGUGUGAUGACGCCCACCGGCGCGUCCCGCGCGGGCGUGUGCUCGGGCGCGUAUUCGUGCACUAGCGACAGGCGCCUGUUCACAUUACCAUGUGAUGUGUAUGACGGGUGAGGCUGGGGCAGCGUCGACUUCCCGCCGUCUUGCGGUGCUGGUCGAUGCGUCGCCGUCGCUGUCGUGGUCCGGCUUAUUGGCGAGAACGCCGGAGGACGGUGUCCACUCUGCGCAGUCCCAGGCUGCGGUAAGAAAGGUGUGGUCGAUGGGAGUUUUGAACCGCUGCCCGUAUGAGGGGAACCCGGUUUCCAGUGUUUUGAUGCUGUGAUGGAGAUGCUUUCAGGUAGCUUUUAAUAAUGUUAGCCUGGCCGUAGGACCGCGGGUGUGACGCAUAUACAGCAACAUCCCGCUGGCACCCAAGCAUUGAUCUUAUGUGCUUUGACGUAUUUUUCUUGUACACAUAUUUGUAUGUCCAUCUUCGUUAUAUCAGGUGUCCACAUGAACUGGA